GUUUAUUUUUAACCGAAAGUGAAGCGUAACCGGAGGAAGCCAACGCUGAUAGUCUACCGGCGCUUUGCUGCUGAAGUGUGGAGCAGCUUUUGCAAUUUUCUGCCCUGGCUAUUAACUGGUCCACGGAAGAGGAGGACCCUCCUGUCAGUCCACCAUGGCGGACAUCAAGAACUUCCUGUACGCCUGGUGUGGGAAAAAGAAGCUGACUCCAAACUACGACAUCCGAGCAGCGGGCAACAAAAACAGGCAGAAGUUUAUGUGUGAGGUCCGAGUCGAUGGCUUCAACUACAUUGGGAUGGGAAACUCCACCAAUAAGAAGGACGCGCAGACCAACGCCGCCCGCGAUUUCGUCAACUAUCUGGUCCGAAUCGGAGAGAUGAACGCAGCAGAGGUCCCGGCCCUCGGGGCGAGCGCUCCCAUCGCAGAUCAACCUGAUGCAGCUGGAGAUUCCGGCUUUGGAAACCUCCCUUCUAGCGGUCCUCUACCACCUCACCUGGUAGUGAAAGCUGAGCAAGGGGACGACAGCGUCAGUGGGCCGGUUCCAGGAGUGACCGGACUGGGUUACGCAGGAGCAGGAAACUCGGGUUGGGGCAGAGGAGGAAGUGACGGAGGAGCUCAGUGGGACCGAGGAGCCAACCUGAAGGAGUAUUACGCCAAGAGAGACGAACAGGAAGCGCAGGCGACUCUGGAGUCGGAGGAAGUGGAUCUGAACGCUAACCUUCACGGAAACUGGACUCUGGAGAACGCCAAGGCCCGUCUGAACCAGUUCUUCCAGAAGGAGAAAACCAGUGCUGAGUAUAAAUACAGCCAAGUGGGACCGGACCACAACAGGAGCUUCAUAGCAGAGAUGCAGCUUUUUGUGAAGCAGCUCGGCAGAAGGAUCACGGCUCGAGAGCACGGCUCCAACAAGAAGCUGGCGGCUCAAUCGUGCGCUCUGUCUCUGGUCCGACAGCUGUAUCACCUGGGGGUCAUCGAGGCGUACUCCGGGGUCACCAAGAAGAAGGAGGGAGAAACUCUGGAGGCGUUUGAGGUCAACGUGUCCCCAGACCUGCAGCAGCAGCUGGCCUGUGUGGUCCAGGAGCUCGGAGUCAGCGUCCCCCCACCGCCUGCAGACCCCAACAGCCCGGUGUCUCUGGUUCAGGGGAAGCUGGCGUACUUCGAGCCGUCACAGAGGCAGACCGGAGCCGGCGUCGUCCCCUGGUCGCCUCCUCAGGUCAACUGGAACCCCUGGACCAGCAGCAACAUCGACGAGGGGCCGCUGGCCUACUGCCCUCCGGAGCAGAUCAGCGGCGACCUGCACGACGAGCUGAAGUACCAGCUGGAGCACGACGAAAACCUGCAGAAGCCGGGGCGGUGUAGCGACACAGUUGGUGCUCUCAGUCAAACGGCUUCUCUUCCCAUUGGCCGGCGACGCCGCUUCUUCUGUGCAGGGCAUCACAUCCUCGCAGCGACCGCCUGCCGACUGGUGAUCAGCGCCGUGUCCGUGGCUGAGAGGGUCGCCUUUGAGAGAGCAGAGGAUCUUGGGAAAAGCUGUGGCUACAGCGUCCGAUUUGAGUCCGUCCUGCCUCGACCCCACGCCAGCGUGCUCUUCUGCACCGUCGGGGUUCUUCUGCGGAAGCUGGAAGCAGGAAUCAGAGGCAUCAGUCACGUCAUCGUCGACGAGAUCCACGAGAGAGACAUCAACACGGACUUCCUCAUGGUGGUCCUCAGAGACGUGGUCCAGGCGUACCCGGACGUGCGCAUCAUCCUCAUGUCGGCCACCAUCGACACCACCAUGUUCAGAGAGUACUUCUUCAGCUGCCCCGUCAUCGAGGUGUUUGGACGCACCUUCCCUGUCCAAGGAAGCAACCGGUACCGAAUCCUGCCGCUGCACUCUCAGAUCCCUCGAGAGGAGCAGAGGAGGGUGUUUGAACCAGUUCCUGAUGACAUCAGAAAGGUGAUCCUGUCCACCAACAUCGCCGAGACGAGCAUCACCAUCAAUGAUGUCGUCUAUGUCAUCGACUCCUGCAAGCAGAAAGUGAAGCUGUUCACCUCCCACAACAAUAUGACCAACUACGCCACCGUCUGGGCCUCCAAGACCAACCUGGAGCAGAGGAAAGGUCGAGCCGGCAGAGUGCGACCGGGGUUCUGCUUCCACCUCUGCAGCCGCGCUCGAUUCGACAAGUUGGAGACUCACAUGACUCCAGAGAUCUUCAGAACGCCGCUGCAUGAAAUCGCCCUGAGCAUCAAACUGCUGAGACUCGGAGGCAUCGGCCACUUCCUGUCUAAGGCUAUCGAGCCACCGCCACUGGACGCCGUCAUUGAGGCCGAACACACCUUGAAAGAGCUGGACGCUCUGGACUCCAACGACGAGCUGACCCCUCUAGGGCGGAUUCUGGCUCGGCUGCCGAUCGAACCUCGGCUGGGGAAGAUGAUGAUCAUGGGCUGCAUCUUCCACGUCGGCGAUGCGAUGUGCACCAUCUCGGCCGCCUCCUGUUUCCCAGAGCCGUUCAUCAGCGAGGGGAAGCGUCUCGGCUUCGUGCACAGAAACUUUGCUGGCAGUCGUUUCUCGGAUCACGUGGCGCUGCUGUCCGUGUUCCAGGCCUGGGACGACGUCAGGAUUAACGGAGAGGAGGCGGAGAGUCGCUUCUGUGACCACAAACGUCUCAACAUGGCGACUCUGAGGAUGACCUGGGAGGCCAAAGUCCAGCUGAAGGAGAUCCUGGUGAACUCUGGAUUUCCUGAAGAGUGUCUCAUGACGCAGAUGUUCAACACGGUGGGGCCGGACAACAACCUGGACGUGGUGGUCUCGCUGCUGACCUUCGGCUCGUACCCCAACGUCUGCUACCACAAAGAGAAGAGGAAGAUCCUGACCACCGAGGGGCGCAACGCCCUCAUCCACAAAUCCUCCGUCAACUGUCCCUUCAGCAGCCACGACAUGAUCUACCCGUCGCCAUUCUUCGUCUUCGGCGAGAAGAUCCGAACCAGAGCGAUCUCGGCUAAAGGGAUGACGCUGGUCAGUCCUCUGCAGCUGCUGCUGUUCGCCUGCAAGAAGGUGACCUCUAACGGCGAGCUCGUGGAGCUCGACGACUGGAUCAAACUGACGAUUGCUCACGAGGUGGCGGGGAGCAUCCUGGCUCUGCGGGCCGCCCUGGAGGCGGUGGUGGUGGAGGUGACCAAAGACCCGGAGUACAUCAGACAGAUGGACCAAACCAACGAGCGGCUCCUAAACGUCAUCAGACACGUCUCCAAACCGUCGGCGGCCGGGCUCAACAUGAUGGCCACCAGCCAGAGGUAA
Neolamprologus brichardi is the source of this 3277-nucleotide messenger RNA. NCBI's taxonomy places the organism in Eukaryota, Metazoa, Chordata, Actinopteri, Cichliformes, Cichlidae. The record is from RefSeq and is a predicted model, not a curated record.